Messenger RNA from Cylicostephanus goldi, 287 nucleotides. Lineage: Eukaryota; Metazoa; Nematoda; Chromadorea; Rhabditida; Strongylidae. The record is from the annotation of a GenBank genome assembly.
AUGUGUGAAAAGUUGCUGAGAGAGGGAAAGGCUUACGUCGACGACACCGAUACCGAAACUAUGCGCAAAGAACGUGAGGAGCGCAAAGAGAGCAAGAACAGAAAUGCAUCUCUGGAAACGAAUCUUGCCUUAUGGGAGGAAAUGAAAAAAGGUACAGAAAGAGGAACGCAAUGUUGUGUUCGUAUGAAAAUCGACAUGCAGUCAAAUAACGGAGCAAUGAGGGAUCCUACCAUAUACCGAUGUAAACCCGAAGAACACGUCCGUACGGGAUCAAAAUAUAAGUGAGU